Molecule: messenger RNA, 1937 nt
Organism: Anopheles maculipalpis
Lineage: Eukaryota; Metazoa; Arthropoda; Insecta; Diptera; Culicidae
Product: GTP-binding protein 2
Exons: 3
Coding region: 123-1937 (604 amino acids)
Biological process (GO): translational elongation
Molecular function (GO): GTP binding; GTPase activity; translation elongation factor activity
Source: RefSeq, a predicted model, not a curated record
GUGCAACGGAUGAUCAAAAUUUGAAGGUGCAUUGACUCGGCCAGGGGUGUUUAUUGUGUUGUUGAUGUUAUAAAAUCAUCUCCGUCUGUUUAUCAACAAAGAAAAUUUUCUAUUUUGUUUCGAUGGACUCUUUUUUUGACCUUUUCGACCCGUCCCCAUCGUCGGGCUCGAACAGCGACUCCGACCUGCGGAACGGGAACGAUGACGAUAGUAAUGAGCAACUCGACACCAUAAGUCAGCUCCUGCACCACCGGACAGAUGAUAGCAGCAACGAGCUGGUACUGAAAGGCAUCGAUUUCAACCUUGGCUUUCUUCCGCCGGAGCCCCAGCUCGGUAACAUUGAGUACAAACUAAAGCUGAUCAAUCCGUCGAAGCAACGGUUCGAGCAUCUGGUGACGCAGAUGAAAUGGCGGUUACGCGAGGGAAAUGGUGAGGCAAUCUAUGAAAUCGGUGUAUCGGACUCGGGUCACCUGCACGGACUGAACGACGCCGAUAUGACCGUUUCGUUGCACACGCUCAACCAGAUGGCGCGAAAGCUGGACGCCUCGACGAGCAUCUUGCGGCGGAAAAGCCUCGCCGAUCAUCGGAGCGUCGUCGAAGUGCUGGUACGCAAAAUCCCUGACGAUCAGCACAACAUCGAGGUGCGUGUGGCCGUGUUGGGUGGUGCCGAUGCGGGAAAGUCCACCCUGCUCGGCGUGCUAACGCAGGGCGAGUUCGACAAUGGGCGUGGACUGGCACGGUUGAACAUGUUCCGGCACAUGCACGAAAUACAGACUGGCCGCACAUCCUGCAUAUCGCACGAAACGCUCGGAUUCGAUGCCGAGGGCAGCGUGAUUAACUACAAGUACAACGAAAUGAUGACGGCAGAAGAGAUUAGCGAUCGCUCGACCAAGCUCGUCACCUUCAUGGAUCUGGCAGGACAUCGGCGGUACCUGAAAACUACGGUUCAGGCACUGUCCGGGUACUGUCCGCACCAUGCACUGAUUGUGAUAGCGGCCGGCAACAUUAGCAAUAUGACACGGGAGCAUCUGGCGAUCAUCCACGCCCUUGACAUAUCGUUCUCGAUAAUCGUGACGAAAAUUGAUCUCGCACCACCCGAACCGAUCUUGUUCGAGCUGAAGAAUUUGCUCACCUCGAUCGGCUAUCGGAAGGUACCGUACUUAAUUAGUAACCAGGACGAUGUGCUCAACGCAAAUGCACACCAGAGCGUCGAACAGAUCGUGCCCAUCUUUUGCGUAUCGAACGUAACUGGCGAGGGAUUAGACUUGCUGAUCCAGUAUCUGUACGUCCUAUCGCCGGGGAUAAGUAAUGCAGAAAAGGAGCGACUGGAGCAGCAACCGAUCGAGUUUCAGAUAGAUGAAAUUUUUCGCGUCUCCGAGGUUGGAACAGUGGCCGGCGGAUUGCUCUGCAAGGGCGUUCUUACUGAGGCCAGUCAGGUGAAGGUGGGACCGCUACAGGAUGGGUCAUUCUUUUCCGUAACCGUGCAAACGAUUCAUCGAAAUAAAGCACCGUGUCGUGUGGUGCGUGCAGGGCAGAGUGCAUCGCUGUCCUUCAACACGAUUGAACCGAUGCCUGCACUGCGCAGCGGUAUGGUAAUACUGCCCGACUACGAGAGCAGCGAUGUGGCCUGUGGGUGCUUCUUCUUUCAGGCACAAGUGUCAGUGCUGUUUCACGCGACACGCAUCUUUAAAGGAUUUCAAACUACCGUACACAUCGGUAGCAUUCGUCAGACGGCCAUUAUCGAGGGUAUCAUGGGUGCUGGGGACACGGGCAUAGGUACAAAUCAAUCCGCCUCGGUGCUGUUCCGGUUCGUGCGACACCCGGAGUAUGUGCGCCCGGGGAUGAGGAUACUGUUCCGCGAAGGCACCAGCAAAGGGAUCGGGAAGGUGACGCAGGUUUUCCCGCUGAAACAGACACUCAGCUCCUCCACCGACUAG